AGAACAGAGGACGAAUUCAUUUACGAUCACUUAUUGAACUUUUGUUCGCGUCUCCCACCGCUGUGCAAACAAAUCAAUCUGGUUUAAAGCCUUUUAAGCGAGUGAUCCGCACCGAGAGUCUGAUUGUUUGCUCAACUAGAUCAGAAUGAAGGUCGCUACGUUUUUGGUCUUCCUGGUUGUACUCUGCAUCCAUGACGCUCAGAGUCGGCCGAGGAUAAGUUCCACUGCUGAUCAAAUCGAAGACACUUUGAAGAGGGUUCCAGCAGAUGAACAAGUGAAUUUUUUGAAGUACCAUCUUUCGCUCGGGUAUGACCUUCACGCGAAUGCCAAUAAUUGGCCCGAUAAUAUCACCAGCGACUUUGCUGUUGCCCUCUUCAAAUACGCCAUGUCAUCGCAUCAAAUUACCGACCCAUUGGAACUCCGGGCAGCUAGAAACAUCGUCUGCUUCCCAGAUGGUACGUGCAUUGACUUGGGAGACAUCGGAGUCCAUCCAUAAACUACCAGACUUAUAAUUUUAAAAAUACAAAUUUUUUCUCAAUUGUACACUCAAUGCACUUAUUAUAACUUAACAAUAAACAAUCUGUCUGCUAA
Messenger RNA from Dalotia coriaria, 591 nucleotides. RefSeq lists its product as uncharacterized. Bases 146 to 496 code for a protein of 116 amino acids. The transcript is spliced from 4 exons. The record is from RefSeq and is a predicted model, not a curated record. NCBI's taxonomy places the organism in Eukaryota, Metazoa, Arthropoda, Insecta, Coleoptera, Staphylinidae.